AAUGUGGCAACACAGCACGAACACUCUUUUGAAUACGCAGUACUUCCCGUCUGUCAAUCGCCCUUUCCGUUCUUUUUCGUUGACACUCGAUCAAGAUGCAGAAGACUAAAAAAGAGCCUAUCCAUUCUGUCCAAGUUUUUGGCAGGAAGAAAUCCGCCACCGCAGUAGCAUACUGCAAAAGGGGCAGAGGCGUACUGAAAGUAAACGGUCGUCCCUUGAGCCAGGUGGAGCCUAAAAUGCUCCAAGAUAAAUUGCAAGAACCCAUUUUGCUUCUUGGCAAGGACAAAUUCUCGGCAGUUGACAUAAGAGUGAGAGUGAACGGUGGAGGUCACGUAUCACAAAUAUAUGCAAUCAGACAAGCCAUUUCAAAGGCUUUAGUUGCAUAUUAUCAAAAAUAUGUUGACGAAGCAUCGAAAAAAGAAUUGAAAGAUAUCCUUAUUCAGUACGACCGUACUUUGUUGGUAGCAGAUCCAAGGCGUUGCGAACCCAAGAAGUUUGGAGGUCCAGGUGCCCGUGCCAGAUACCAAAAGUCUUACCGUUAAUCUUAUACCUAAUGUUUAUUGGGUAACAUUCAAUAAACAUUUUCUAUUUGUAAA
This is a messenger RNA of Aethina tumida (small hive beetle), 596 nucleotides long. RefSeq names its product 40S ribosomal protein S16 (gene RpS16). Lineage: Eukaryota; Metazoa; Arthropoda; Insecta; Coleoptera; Nitidulidae. Gene Ontology annotation, molecular function: structural constituent of ribosome; RNA binding. Gene Ontology annotation, biological process: maturation of SSU-rRNA from tricistronic rRNA transcript (SSU-rRNA, 5.8S rRNA, LSU-rRNA); translation. Bases 96 to 542 code for a protein of 148 amino acids. The transcript is spliced from 5 exons. Gene Ontology annotation, cellular component: ribosome; cytosolic small ribosomal subunit. The record is from RefSeq and is a predicted model, not a curated record.